AUGACCACCUGCCAGGCUCCCUGCUUCAUUACUGCAACCCUUCUGGAAGAUACCGGCUAUGCAUCUGAAAAAUCUGAGACCAGCUAUACAUCUGAGAAAUCUGAGACCAGCUGUGCAUCUAAGAAACCUAAGACCGGCUAUGCAUCUGAAAAAUCUGAGACCAGCUAUACAUCUGAGAAAUCUGAGACCAACUGUGCAUCUAAGAAACCUAAGACCAGCUAUGCAUCUGAGAAAUCUGAGACCAGCUAUGCAUCUGAGAAAUCUGAGACCAGCUGUGCAAUUGCUCGAAGUCUGAAAACAGUACCUUCACCUACCAACUACACAUCAAACUCCGUUGAACUUCUAUUAAGUCAAAACCUCAUUGAGACUAUUUAUAAACCCUCUUUCCAGGUUUGGAAGAACCUUACAACAAUAGACCUGAACUGGAACCACUAUUCAAAGGUAAGACUUGAUAACCAAAAUAUAUGCAAAAGAGGUCUGGAGAUCAAUAAUGAAACAUUUGGCAAUUUAACAAAACUAGAAAAUCUUUUCAUUGAUCACAAUUACUUAUGUGAAAUCCCCAGCGGACUGCCGGACAAUAUUAAAGUACUAAGUUUCCAGUAUAACAACAUUUUUUUGAUUAAUAAAACAAGUCUCUCAGGAUUCAAACAUCUGAAGGAACUAUACCUAGGACAUAACUGUUACUAUGGAAAUCCAUGUCCAGGUGUUCUCAGUAUUGAAAAUGGAACAUUUUCUGAUCUCAAGGAGUUAACAUUACUCAACCUGUCAUUUAACAACUUAAGCAGCGUGCCUCUGCAUCUGCCUUCAUCACUAACACAUCUCUACUUAAGCAAUAAUAUAAUAAAAGUUAUUCACAGGGACGAUUUCAAAAACCUAGUCAAUUUGGAAGUUCUUUUCCUAAGUGCAAAUUGCCCAAGAUGUUUUAAUGCUGCAUAUCCGUGUAAACCUUGCACUGGGAAAGGCUAUCUUGAAAUAGAUGAUUUUGCUUUCCAAUUCUUAAAAAAUCUGACCGUGCUCCAUCUUGAUAGUACUUCACUUUAUACUAUAUCAAAAACAUGGUUUCAAAACACGACUCAGUUGAAAGUACUAAAUCUUAGACUAAACUACUUAGUGACUGAAAUGGCAACAGGAGACUUUUUUUCUUACUUACAGUCCUUAGAAAUACUUGACUUGUCAUAUAACUACAAUGUGCAGUCAUAUCCAAAUAAUAUUAAUAUUUCUGACAAUUUUUCUAAAUUGGUAUCCCUCAAACAGCUACAUAUACAAGGCUAUGUUUUUAAAGCCAUCACAUCUAAAAAUGUAGCUCCUCUUACAAAGCUAAACAAAUUAAAUAUUAUAAACCUUUCCGUUAAUUUUGUUUUCAAGGUUGACUUUAAAGUGUUUAAAAAAAUUCCAAACCUGGAGAUAAUUUAUUUGUCUGAAAAUAGAAUAACACCAUUUUCAGAGAGCACUAACAAAAGCCAGGGACUACCAGCAUGUUACAACAAUCAGUCAACUGAAUUACAGUCUGAUUUCACAUACAAUGGUGAAGAACAUAUUAGCAGAGUAUCCCCAGGAUUUAUUACUCCAAUUAACCAUCUGGUAAAACCUCACUGUAUUGCACGUGGGAAAACAUUGGACCUAAGUUUGAAUAGUAUUUUUUUUAUUGAACCACAACAAUUCCUUCCUUUUUCUGAUAUAGCAUGUUUAAAUUUGUCUUCAAAUGGCAUAGGUCAAGAUUUAAAUGGGACAGAAUUUAUCCACAUGCCAAAUCUAACAUACUUGGAUUUAUCUUAUAAUAAACUGGAUUUUGCUUCCAUCAAUGCCUUUCAGGAACUGAAAAAGUUGGAAGUGUUAGAUGUGAGUUAUAACCAGCACUAUUUCAUUGUGCAAAGUGUAGUUCAUCACCUUAAAUUCAUUGAAAAUCUGCCCAAACUUUCCACUCUCAACUUAAGCUGGAAUGAAAUCUCCACUCUAACUGAGCCCCAGGUUAAUAGCUUUUCCCUGAAUGAAUUAAGGUUUUCUGGAAAUCGUCUGGAUGUAUUAUGGAAAAACGGUGACAAACGCUACCUAAAUAUUUUCCUUAACUUUACAAAUCUGUCAAUUCUUGAUAUUUCUUACAACAGACUUCAUUCCAUACCCGAAGAAGCAGUGUACCGCCUGCCUGCAAGUCUUACCGAGUUGUAUUUGCAUCAUAAUGAGCUUGUGUUUUUUGGUUGGAAAAACUUGACACACUUUAAUAACCUCAAGGUUCUUGACCUUAGUCACAACAAGAUUACAAUGAUAAUAGCACAUUUGAGCAAUUAUACAAAAUCACUGGAGACUCUUAUCAUCAAUAAAAAUUACAUUCAAACUUUGGCAGAUGCAUUUCUCAUCAAUCUACAUAGCCUCGUCAACCUUGAUUUAAGUUUUAAUCAUAUUCAACAAAUAAGUAAAUCUGUUUUUUUGUCUGGAGAUGGUAACUAUUUGAAAGUUUUAAAACUGAAAGGAAACCCCUUUGAUUGUACUUGUGAAAUUGUUGACUUCCUAAACUGGAUCAAUAGGAACAAUGUCAAUAUUCCACGGCUGGCCACAGAUGUCACCUGUGCCACUCCAGAUAAAUGGAAAAAGCAUGGAAUUAUCACUUUUGACAUGCACGCCUGUAAUGUGGAUUUCAUAGCAUUGCUGCUGUUUCUUGUGUCUUUUGUCCUAAUCAUUCCAUUGACUGUUUUGCCAGUGAUGAGUAAUUUAUUUUACUGGGAUAUAUGGUAUAUAUACCACUGGUGUAUGGCAAGGCUAAAGUAUAGCAAAGUCGCUAGUUCAGAAAGUAUAUAUGAUGUAUUUAUCACAUAUGAUGAGAAGGAUCAAGCUGUCAGUGACUGGGUCUUUAAUGAACUAUGUCACCAGCUGGAGAACAAAGUAGGCAAACACAUACUUCUCUGCUUAGAGGAGAGAGACUGGGAGCCAGGAAAGGCUGUUAUUGAUAACAUUGCAGAAAGUAUUAACCAAAGCCAAAAAACACUGUUUGUUCUCACUAAAAACUACGUGAAAAGUGGAAAAUUCAGGACUGCAUUUUAUUUAGCUAUGCAAAAACUAAUGGAUGAAAAUCAAGACGUAAUAAUCAUAGUUUUACUACAGCCUGUUUUACAGCAUUCCCAGUAUCUCAGGCUGAGGAAGAAAAUUUGCAAAAGUUCUAUUCUGGAAUGGCCCAAAAAUCCCCAUGCAAAAAGCUUAUUCUGGCAAAAAAUACAAAAUGUGCUACUGACAGACAACAUCAGUCGAUACAAUAGUCUCUACACUGAUUCCAUUGCUGUUGAGCGCUGAUUGCCUGUUGCUUAA
Molecule: messenger RNA, 3297 nt
Organism: Nanorana parkeri
Lineage: Eukaryota; Metazoa; Chordata; Amphibia; Anura; Dicroglossidae
Gene: TLR8
Product: toll like receptor 8
Exons: 3
Coding region: 1-3282 (1093 amino acids)
Biological process (GO): canonical NF-kappaB signal transduction; positive regulation of interleukin-6 production; toll-like receptor signaling pathway
Cellular component (GO): plasma membrane
Molecular function (GO): pattern recognition receptor activity; protein binding
Source: RefSeq, a predicted model, not a curated record